This is a messenger RNA of Neoarthrinium moseri, 1452 nucleotides long. RefSeq lists its product as uncharacterized. Lineage: Eukaryota; Fungi; Ascomycota; Sordariomycetes; Amphisphaeriales; Apiosporaceae. Gene Ontology annotation, molecular function: FAD binding. The record is from RefSeq and is a predicted model, not a curated record. The transcript has 3 exons. The coding region runs from base 1 to 1452 and encodes 483 amino acids.
AUGGCAAUCGCAGCUCCUAAGGCGAUGGCACCAGUAGCCCAACUUCUUCAAGAUAACGGUCUUGGCCCACGGAUCGUGGCACCCAGCGAUGCCGAAUAUGAUGCACGGAUUGACUCUUACUGGUCCAAUAGCGCAAAGCUGAAGCCUGCGUGUGUUCUGCUCCCAAAGAGUGCAGAAGAGGUUGCCACAGCAAUCAAGGUGCUGGCAGCAGCAAGUGCGCCAUUCGCAAUCCGUAGCGGGGGGCAUACCAAUUGGCCGGGAUCCAACAAUAUCGAUGGCGGUGUUACGAUAGAUCUUAGCUGCUUGAACACCACAGCCAUUGCACCUGACCUUGAGACAGCCACCAUCGGCCCAGGGGCUCGCUGGAAAGACGUAUACGCUGAGCUGCACAAGUUCAAUCGUGUUGUUGCCGGCGGGCGUGAGGGGAACGUCGGGGUUGCUGGCUUGCUCCUAGGUGGUGGAAUGACGUUCUUUACCGGGAGACAUGGUUUCGCCUGCGACAACGUCGUCGCGUACGAAGUUGUUCUUGCCAAUGGUCGAAUCGUCAACGCCGACGCUCAAUCGAAUUCUGACCUAUUUCGGGCCCUGAAAGGCGGCUCCAACAACUUUGGAGUGGUCACUAAGUUCACGAUGAAGACUAUUCAGUGCGAUCGGGUCUGGGCUGGCAUGACCUUCUACCCAAAGCAGACAAUUCCACAAGCAAUUGAUUCUCUCUGCGCUUUUGCUGACAAUGUCAAAAAAGAUCCAGAUAGCAAUCUGAUUUGGAUGGUCACGCAUCUGCCACAAUUCAAAGACAUCGUUGUGGCCACCUUGUUCAACCAGGUGGCUGGUGUAGAAUCUGCACCAGCCUAUGACCAAUGGCGUACCAUCCCGGAAACCAUGAAUACCAUCAAGAUGACCUCAGUAUCUGAGAUGGCAUUCGAGUAUAAUAUGCCAGCGGGAUAUCACAAUAUAUGGUUCACGGCUUCUUUCAAGAAUGAUCGCCGCAUCGUAUCCAAAGCAUCAGAGCUGCAUGAUCAGCUGGCCCAAGAACUUGGAGAGAUCGCUCCGGAUGGCAACUUCUUCACGCAAUGCAUCUUCCAACCACUUCCUACCCUGUUUGCUGAUCAGUCAGUCAAAGCAGGUGGCAAUGUCAUGGGUAUAGAACGCCAUGCUCACGAUGGUCUUCUAUUUCUUGCCACAGCAAUGCUCAGCAACUCAGAGCAAGAAGCGUUGGCUUACCCCAAGGUCAAAAUUUGGGUAGAUGCUGUGAAACGUUAUGCCUCUACCAUAGACGGUGGUAACCUGGCAUGGACUUAUCUAAACUACGCAGAUCCUAGCCAGGAUUCUCUUAUGAGUUACGGGAAAGAAAAUGUUCGGCUAAUGAAAACAGUUGCUGCAAAAUACGACCCGCAUCAAGUGUUUCAAAACCUUUGCAGAGGCGGUUUCAAGAUCACGAAUGUGAACGCGUAA